Xyrichtys novacula (pearly razorfish) is the source of this 4511-nucleotide messenger RNA. Lineage: Eukaryota; Metazoa; Chordata; Actinopteri; Labriformes; Labridae. The record is from the annotation of a GenBank genome assembly.
AUGGCGGCCGGACGAGGGGAGUUUUGUCGCAGUUUCUUGGAGGGCUUUGAGAGAUCAUCCACCGUGUUAGUUGAAGGUGGAAAACGGCAAGGUCCAGAACGACGACCGCCGGGUCCGGACAGAGGACGGAGGGGAAAGAAGUGGAUGCCGGGGGCAGCGCCGCCGGUCUCGGUUAAAGGCGUGGACCGCAGGUGUUGGCGCUGAUAGCAACCGUGUAUUUCCUGGAAAAUUUAAGCUUACAAUUCAACAAAACCAAGAUAUAAUGAAAGAUACAGUAUUUUUAAAGUAUAAUUUGUAUCACAGCUUCCCAGAACCCAACAUGGAGAGUAAGAAAGCAAACCCAACUCCAACCGUAACGUCCGGACAUAAAGAAAACUUUAUUGAAAGGUAAGUUGGCUGGCCGACUCUAUCAGCUUUUAUGGUAGCCUACCAUGUUGCCAUUACAACCGUGGUUUCCUUAGUUUAUCUUAGUAUAUAAGGAGUAAACCUUAAUUUACUCCUUAUACUUAAGGAGUAACAUUAAGCAAAAUUACUGUUGUUUUUUCCCCUUCUAAAGUAGAAGUCAUGGGGAAAUUAUGAAGUGGUAGCAGCUGUUUCCUGAAAGCGUAACCUCCCCCCCCCCCCCCCCAAGUAUUGGUAAAAAAUGUGGGGAAAGCACCAGGGUUGUAGCUACAUUAUACUAAGUAUUUUAUUUAAGCAAGAGUUUUCUUGGAAUGAAAAAAAAAGCAGGACAAAAGUAAACUUGAUUAUGUGAAACUGGAGGGACAAAAAGGGGGUUUCCCAACCUUAAGACACAGACUGUUGGACAGCUGGACUUGAAAUAUUAAUGGUAACUGUAAUAAAAGCUAUUUGAUUACAAACAACAACAUUUACCCACCAGUAUGUUGGAAUUUGUCUUCAGGUUGCCGUCUGAGAUACUGAUGAAGAUUCUGUCAUACCUGGACGCCUCUUCGCUGUUUUGCAUAAGCUAUGUCAGUAAAUGUUUCCACCAAAUUGCCAACGACGAGUAAGUGGGACAGAGUCAGUUUAAGGCCAGAUUUUAAUGAAAGGUUAUCAUGUUAUUUCACACUAAAAGGAGAGUUUAUAUUUUGUCACCAUUUUAUAUCAUAUGAUGUUGACUUUUGUAUCACACUAAAAAAUGUAGAAGAAAAGAAGGGUGAUGUAGAGGGUCUUUAUUCCACUUCUACACAGUUUGCUCAUGCCGUCUCUCACACAGUGGUGAACUUCUUCCCAGCUUUCUGAGAGACUCAGCAUCUUCGAACUCAUAUCAUCUUUGUUUCACUCUAGUAUUAUGUGGCAAAAGAUCUACAUGUCAGAGUUUGGGGGUCAAACUUGGAAGCCAAAGUGGGCAGACGAUGCAGUUCACAGAGUUGAUGCAGAGGAGGUGGGUGGUCAGUUGGCCGGUCACUGGAAGAGGAUGUACUUCACAGCUGUUGCUGGACAGGACAUCAACAAAUGGAGGAGAGAGUUGAGAGAAAUCAGCAUGUACACCGGGCUGCCCAGAAAGACAAAGUGGGUCCUCAGGUACAGUCUGAUUCACAGAGCAAACACUGGAUUCAAAGAAGUUUCAGGUCUAAAUAUUUAAAAGUCUUGAGAAUAUUUGUGUCUGUCACAUCUGGUUGUUUCAGGCCUGUAUGUUGAUAUUUUUCAGGAACCUGAACAUGAGCUGGGAGCUGACGGUAGAAGCUGGGAACUUAGAGAAGAAGAUCACACUGCAGCAGAGCUGGAUGUCCGUCUUUGAGUCGUCCAUGAUCCUUUGCUGGAAUGGAAGCUGCUUUCCUAAAUAUCAUUACAUUACAAACAUCCAGCUUCACGCAGUCAGGAAGGAGGCGCACUGGAGCCUCAAAACAAAGAAGUAAGAUGCACUCUGCCCAUCACAAAGUCUGCUGCUCUGACUCCACCAAACAUUUACUCCUCCUCAUCCUCAGGACUGGCUGGCGCUCUCUGAUCUCUAAUUUGGACAUGAGAACUCAGCCCACUUGGUUUAUUGGCCAAGACAGACUGAUCAGACUGAUUCAUCUGCUGCCUAGCUUCAUCGUAGGCAUCUGGAGGGUGAGUAUGCUGCAAAACAGAAUUUAAAAUAAUGGUUUAUAAUAUGCAUGGUUAAUGAGUCAGCGGCAAAACAAAGGUAGUUAUUGAGCAACAACAGACUGUUGCCAUGGAGUUUUGAUCAAUCAGAGUCAAGUAUCUACCACAGCUGUGUAACAAAGAAAUUAAAUGUGUGUGUCGUAGGGUGAGAACAGCGUGGCUUUCUUCAUGGUCUGUCUGCACUUCCAUAAGCUGGUGGAGAGAAGUCUGCUAGGAUCUCCAGUCUGGUUGAGUCAACUUGUUUAACUUACAUAAAAAAAGUCAUUUGAUUUCUGACUGGCUAAAUUUAUCAAUCACAUUCUGUGACAUCUGUUCAGUGGAUCUAGUCAAGUCAAGUGUGGGUUAGAGCUCCACCUACUGGUCAAAAGACAUCACAGCAGAUUUGCAAAUUAUGCCAACACAAUCCAAUCCACAAUAUUUAGCACUGUCAUUAUUAUAGUUGCUGCUUUUUACUUUGAAGGACAUUUGAUGUGUGUUAUUCUUGAUUUUUAAACUUUUUCUUGUUUCUAAUGUUUUCUCUUAAUUCUGAUUCUCUGUCUGAUAUAAUAAUGUAAUACUUUGUGUGAUCAAUGUCUGUUUGUUUGCAUAUAUUCAUGAAGCACUUUGUAACGCCUCUCCCCUAAAAGGGUAUUAUAUAAAGACGUCAUGUAAUCCAGUGGUCCUCAUCAUCCUGUUUGUCCCUCUCUGCAGCCCAUACUCAGAGCCCGAGAACCCCUUACCAGCAGAUAACUCUGACCCUGAGUUUGGUCUGCACAGCUACUCACUGCAUUUUGGUCUGCACAACACAGACACUAAGAUCAUCUCUGGAAGCUUCUUCCAACUCUACUCUCACAGAAGUACUCUGGUUAUCUACUCAAACUUUGUUACACAUUAUCCCAUCAAUUCUGUUCUGCUCUGUUUGGUUUUGUUUGAAAAAGUGAAGCAUCUUGUUUAUUCCUAAUUUGUUAGUGGGAUCAGGUCAGAUCAUGGAUGGACAGGUGGAGCUAAGAUUCAUCGACAGGACCAACCUGUCCAAGCACAGGUCCCUCUCUGGAAACAUCAAGAUGCCGUGGAAGAGUGAGGAGCUGGAGGGCUCAGUAGAGGUACACCUGACCACAACAAUCUGUACAAAUCUAAAAAUCUUAGACCAUGAACACACUUGUAUCCUGUCACCAAUUCAGAGCUGUACAAUGGUUGAGCCAAAGGUAAGAGAUGAUUAAAAAUUAGCCAUUUUCCUCAUAGUACAAAAUACAGCAAUACAAUUUCUUUCCCAUAUAGACCUCUGCUUGGUCCUCAAUGUAAUAGCUACUGCAUAUUAAUACCAUUGAUCUAUCAAAAUUUAAAUUUCCAUGAUUUAUUGCAUUACAUAACCCUCGUUUCAGAUUAAAUAGAUCUCAGGGUUAUUUAAAGCACUCAAUUUAAUGACUUCCCAAUAACAAAAGAGGAUACAUGCGGAGUUUAGACUGUACAUCGAGAUGGACAGCAUGUCACCUUCCUGAAAGUGAAAGCAAAACAUUUGGAGCUGCUGCACUUUAAGUCGCAAAACCCGCCUCCUGCAUGUAAAUAGCAAUGGUACUGUAGUUAUUAAUAGUUUUUUUAUGCUAAGAAACACAUGUGUAACACCAUGAUUAACAUCUCUGUUUCUAAUAAAGUAUAGUAGAAAAGAAACGGGUAAAAAAUGUAAUUAACACCCAUUUAAAAGUAAUUUAACUUCCCCAGAACCUGUAUUGGUGUAAACUGUACUUGCCUCAGGGAUUUUUGGCUUUUUCUUGGUAAUUUAAAAUGAUGUUUUCUUUAGCUAAAGGGCUCUGAUGUCAAUGCUGUUGCUUCAAUCCCUUGUGACAAUGGAGCUAAAACUGGACAUGUGGGGUUCUCCUCUAUAAGUGUUGCUGUUGGGAGUGAAAUCACACAUUUUUUUUGUCUGUCGUUUUCUACUUUCUAUGACCUUUCCUCAUAAAAAAACAAAAUAAGAGGGAGGCAGGGUGUACAGUUUUUCCCCUGCACCCAUGCAUGCUCCUCACCCUGACGCUGCCUUCUCAUCCUCAUUUCAUGCAGACUCAUCUAUCGUUUCCUCUCUUUCCUGUCUUCCUCCCCUGAAUCUUGUGUACUUUAUGUUGGAAGAGAAAAAGAUAACAUCCCUCUUUCCUGCGCUGAUAGUUCUUUCUUACGCCGUGUAGAACUGCUGCAUCAUAACGCUGACUCUGCUGGACGAGUUCCAGAAACCCUUCUGGUGCGUCAGCUCGCCUAUUUGCAUGAAAAUGGCGACCAAGAUGCUGUCCUUGGACUACAGUGGAGAUUAUUUUCUGAUGGAGUACAGGGACCAGGGGGGCCGGGUGAAGAUGAUGUUGCUGUGGCUAGAGGAGCAGAAACAGUUUUUCCUCAUCGACCUCAAAGUCUACAUUCCUGUCUCCAAAGUCAACAAUCACUUCAGUACAGACUACUGA